Messenger RNA from Drosophila serrata, 2297 nucleotides. RefSeq lists its product as uncharacterized. NCBI's taxonomy places the organism in Eukaryota, Metazoa, Arthropoda, Insecta, Diptera, Drosophilidae. The record is from RefSeq and is a predicted model, not a curated record.
GCACAUACAUAAUUACAAAAAAAGCACCAAUAUACAAAUAUAUAUUUUGAGUUCAACUCCAAGCCAUAUCACAAUGGCAGAUAACCCAACCGAGGAGGCACCUCCAGCCGCUCCUGCUGAAGAGGUUGCAGCCCCUGCUGAAGUAGUUGCAGCUCCUGCUGAAAAGGUUACAGCUCCUGCUGAAGAGGUUGCAGCUCCUGCUGAAGGGGUUGCAGCACCAGAAGAAGCCCCUUUGCCAGGGGCAGUAUUCACAGAGGAGAUAGCCGAAGGUCAGGUGGAAACCGAAAUACUUAAGAGCGCUGAGGAACAGCUCCUAGCCGAUGGAGAGGAGCAGACAGUGGAGGUGGGCGAAGAUGGUGAAGUAAAGCCAAAGGAUGAUACUCAUCAGGCUGAAAAAAAAGCCAAGGGUCCCGUGACCGCUGCCGAGCGCAAACGCAUAAAGCUCGAGAAAAUUAAGAAAAUGCUUGACUUGGAAAAGGCGGCAAUGAGAGCUGCCCUGAAGGCUGCUGAGGAAGAGGCACAGGGUCACGUGAAAAAAAAGAAGGUUAGGGAAGAUGGGGAAGAAGGUUCCCACGAAAGCGAUAACUUAAUGGAAUUCGAGGACGGCGAGCAGUCUUCUGACGGGUUCGAAGAUAUUAAGGCCGUACUCAACGAGCUUGAUAAUAUAGAACCGACAGUAUCGGGAGAAGGCGAAGAUGAAGGCGAGUAUAAGGAGUCGGUUAGCAGCGAGGAUACGCCCCGGCCCCGUCUGGUGCAAUCGAUUAAGGGUACGUUUCUCCGUGAGUUCGAGAGCUUACCAAGCAUUUCGGACAUAUCCCUUGACUUAUCAUUUGACGGGACCGCGGCUGAAGCCAAUGACCAGCAGAAAAUCAUUGACGAGAACGAAGAGGGACACUUUUUUGAUGGAGAUGGAGAAGUGGGUGGCGAGGAAGAGUCCGAGGGUUCAGCAUCCGACCAAAAUAUUCAAAAUGCCGCGGACGCCAUAGCUGGUGUCGAGGAGGAAAGCCAGUCGGAGGAUUUAUUGAUAGACGACCUGCCGGAUGAAGUGGAGGCUGCCGAGAAGCGCGUUGUCAUUAAAGAAGAUGAUGAGGACACAAUGGCCAUGUUCACGGAUGCACUUGAGAUUAUUCCUCCGGACGAUACGGAAGAGCCUCGGGCUGUCGAAGUGCCCUUCUAUCAUAAACUUGCCGCUGAAAUAACGGAAAAUCUCAUCUCUACAGUAGUGGAAAAAUGGGAGAGGGCUGCAUACUCGGAACACAGCUUGGACAAGAACAAGAUGAUUAAAAGACUAUCUGAUGAUGUGGACGAGUACUUGUUUGAGUACUACCAAUGCAGCCAGAUUAACAGCAUUGUCUGCGAGUACUACCGGCGCAACCACAAGAAGGCACCAUUCCUGGUGCUGCCGCUGGAGGAUGCCGCCAAGGAGCGCUUGCGCUUCCUUCAUGCCCUCAAUGUGGUCGAUAGCCUAAGGGAGCGGGUGAAGUUCAUGAAAAUCAAUUACAACACCAACACGCACAAGGCGAUGCUAGAGCUAACCUCACUGACUGUUCUCUCCUUCAACGAGGAGCAGCGGCUGGAGGGAUUGAUGCGUAAGACCCUUGUCCGCCGGGAUAUGGAGCGGUUAAAGCGGGUCCUGGACAGCGAACUGAGACGCAUGCAGGAUAUGCGCAACCAGAUCAGUGAGAAGCGCUACGAGCUCAAUUUGAACCUUCACAAUUUGGCCUUUGUGGACCAGAAAGUUGCGAAAUUCGAAAAAAUCACGGACACCUUAACCAUUUCUCAAAUGCUUUGCGCCAAUGAAUCUGUUAUACAUUUGGAAAAACAAUUAGAAGAAAAGUGCAAGGAUGUGUUGUUCAUGCAGGACAACUACAAAAAGUCCAAGAUCGAGGAGACCUGCAUCCGCGAAAAGUCGGAUAUGAUCUCCUAUUCGCUGUCGAAGGCCAAGUUAAAGUACGAUGAAAAGCUAUUAAGGCGUAAUAAACUGCGGGAAGAGCUCACUAACCUCCAGUGGGAGCACGCCCAGUUGAAGGCACAGCGCGCCCGGCUAGAGGUCAAAGGCGGCCUGCUCUUCAAGGUCUCUCUGAUGUACGACUACGACAAGUGUAUGGAGGAUGUCGUGGUGAGGCGUGAGAGUGUCAGGAAGUUAAAGGCUGUGGUCGCCGACCUGACCAAACGCAUUUUGACUUUGGAAAAUGAUAAACGCGCGUCUAGUAAGGCGGUUGACAUUUUCCGAUAGCUGCCUACAUUUAUAGUUUUGUAUUUUCCCUAUAAUUAAAAAAAUUAUAUAUUGGAUUGCA